This is a messenger RNA of Diprion similis, 1362 nucleotides long. RefSeq names its product major royal jelly protein 1-like. The record is from RefSeq and is a predicted model, not a curated record. The transcript has 6 exons. The coding region runs from base 66 to 1361 and encodes 431 amino acids. Gene Ontology annotation, cellular component: extracellular region. Lineage: Eukaryota; Metazoa; Arthropoda; Insecta; Hymenoptera; Diprionidae.
AAUGGUUGAGCCAAAUCGUGUCCAGAGACCUUCGAUUGCAUUUUGACAGUAGUAGCAGUGUCGAAAUGAAUCUGAUACUUACCGGGAUACUGGCAUUUCUUGCCUGGACGGCAACUGCUGAACUUGAAAUCGUCUACAAUUGGACAUACGUUAACUAUACUUGGCCAAAUGAUACCAGUGAGGAGACCGCGGUGGCCGCUGGAAAGUAUAAUACCACAAACAUCAUUGUAUGUGAUUUCGACGUCAUAGGUAUUUAUAACAGAUUCGUCAAUACUAAUCUGCAGCCAGUUAUUAAUGGUCUUCCAGGUGAUGAUGUAUUUGUCGUAACUCCAAGAUACAACGAUAAUCCUGCCAGUUUGUCAAGGGUUUCGAAUCAGACUGGCGACGGCGGUCCAUUGCUCGAGCCCUACCCAAGUUGGGAUUGGCAUACGUCAGAAAAUUGUAGUGGGAUCACGAGUGUUAACAGGAUCGCUAAAGACAAUUGCAAUAGGCUGUGGAUGGUCGACUCUGGAAAAAUAGGAGACGACCAGAUAUGUCCUGCGCAGUUAUUAGCGUUCAAUGUAACAACCGACAACUUAUUGUUACGUAAAGAGGUUUCAGAUAAUUUGACACACAAUUCACAAGAUUCAAGUAGAGGGUGGAUUGAGAUACAGCAAGUCAUAACGGAGGGAGACUCAUGCGAAAAUGUUACGGUUUUCAUGGGGGACCCAGAAGGAUAUGGUAUGGUUAUUUGGAAUGGUGUGGACAUGUGGCGGAUACAAAAAGAGUUUUUCGCUCCGAACGAAACUGGCUUCGACAACGACACCGUUCUCAGAAAGGAAUGGGGAAUUUCAAAUUAUGUUUAUUUGCCGAAUACAUUUGCCGUGGGACCAUUCUUAAUGUUUGGCCCUUUGCUUUCCUACGAAAUAUAUGUAGUACCAGUGUCUGAUCUGCGUAACGAAGACUCUAAUAUCACGUUCUACAAAAGUAACCGUACAUUACCGACUAUGGUGACUACCAGGAUUGUUACCGAUUCAGGUAUCUUAAUGGGCGGCUAUGUUGGAUGGCAGUGCAUUACCUGUUGGAACGUACAAAAUCCUAUUGCACUGGAAUACAUUGUCAAUCUAACUGGGAAUUCUCUCGGACAAGACACCUUUUCCGCCAAAUCAGUAAAGAGGUCAGAUAGCGACAACGAGGAAUACUGGCAAAUAACCAGCACCGUGCCAAAAUACUCUCCGUUCACCUUGAACAUCAGCAAUAUAAAUUUCGUUAUUUCCUAUUCGGAUGUGGUUUCCCUAGUAAACGGAACAGCAUGCGAAGUACAGGAGACCAGCUCUAAUCGUACCAUCGGAGAUACAAAUUUCUUGCCGUACGAGGAUUGAU